Messenger RNA from Rattus rattus (black rat), 1492 nucleotides. It is a transcript of the gene Oscp1, whose product is annotated as organic solute carrier partner 1. The coding region runs from base 125 to 1294 and encodes 389 amino acids. Gene Ontology annotation, biological process: transport. Gene Ontology annotation, cellular component: plasma membrane; cytoplasm. The transcript has 11 exons. Lineage: Eukaryota; Metazoa; Chordata; Mammalia; Rodentia; Muridae. The record is from RefSeq and is a predicted model, not a curated record.
GUUCGCCUUUCUGUUCCGCGGCGUUGCCCCAGCAACCGGGCUAUGGACGCGGAGGGGCCUCCAGGCAGCUAAAUUCCGAAACCCUGGGGCUCUUCAUUCACCUGCCCUGCGGGCCUCAAGCACCAUGUCGGUGCGGACUCUGCCGCUGCUCUUCUUGAACUUAGGCGGAGAGAUGCUUUACGUCCUAGACCAGCGACUGAGGGCCCAGAACAUCCCGGGAGACAAGGCCCGCAAAGAUGAAUGGACAGAGGUGGACAGAAAACGAGUUCUGAACGACAUCAUUUCGACCAUGUUCAACAGGAAGUUCACGGAGGAGCUGUUCAAACCCCAGGAGCUGUACUCCAAGAAGGCCUUGAGGACUGUGUACGACCGCCUGGCUCAUGCCUCCAUCAUGCGACUGAACCAGGCCAGCAUGGAUAAGCUCUAUGACCUGAUGACCAUGGCUUUCAAAUAUCAAGUGCUGCUGUGCCCACGCCCCAAGGACGUGCUGCUAGUCACUUUCAACCAUUUAGACUCCAUCAAGGGUUUCAUCCAAGACUCACCAACCAUCAUCCAUCAGGUGGACGAGACCUUCCGGCAGCUGACAGAAAUCUACGGGAGUCUCUCUGCCGGGGAGUUCCAGCUGAUCCGGCAGACACUGCUUAUCUUCUUCCAAGACCUGCAUAUCCGAGUGUCCACAUUUCUAAAGGACAAAGUUCAGAAUUCUAAUGGUCGCUUUGUGUUGCCAGUGUCGGGGCCUGUUCCCUGGGGAACGGAAGUUCCUGGAGUCAUUAGAGUGUUCAAUGACAAAGGUGACGAGGUGAAGAGGAUGGAAUUCCGGCACGGCGGGGACUAUGUUGCUGCCCACAAGGAAGGUUCUUUUGAGCUUUAUGGAGACCGAGUCUUGAAACUGGGAACUAACAUGUACAGUGCGAGUCGUCCUGUGGAAACCCAUAUGUCUGCAACAUCAAAGAACUCAGCCUCCAGGGCACAGGAAAACAUUGCUCCAAACCCUCUUGCCAAAGAAGAGCUGAAUUUCUUGGCCAGGCUAAUAGGAGGGAUGGAGAUCAAGAAGCCAAGUGGCCCUGAACCAGGAUUCCGACUGAAUCUGUUUACCACCGACGAGGAAGAGGAACAUGCAGCGCUGUCUCGGCCCGAGGAGUUAUCCUAUGAAGUCAUCAGCAUACAGGCCACACAGGACCAGCAACGGAGUGAGGAGUUGGCCCGGAUCAUGGAGGAGUUUGAGAUGACAGAGCAGCCGGAGCGGAACACAAGCAAGGGAGAUGACUUGCUGGCCAUGAUGGACAGGUUAUAGACAAGCAGAUGGGCACACCCUAGGCCUCCCUCAAGAGACUGACUGCCUUAUGACCACUGGGAGAGACAAAUGGCCUACACCUUCUAGUCCAUUUUCUAAGUCAGAACAAACUGUGAAGAUCUCUCAGAGAGCAUCCACUUCUGAAGCCACACAUGUUUGUGUAUUUUCAGCAAAAUAUAUUCUUGCUCUUAACCCAGA